This is a messenger RNA of Pleuronectes platessa (European plaice), 5647 nucleotides long. It is a transcript of the gene mtr, whose product is annotated as 5-methyltetrahydrofolate-homocysteine methyltransferase. Lineage: Eukaryota; Metazoa; Chordata; Actinopteri; Pleuronectiformes; Pleuronectidae. Gene Ontology annotation, biological process: pteridine-containing compound metabolic process. The record is from RefSeq and is a predicted model, not a curated record. Gene Ontology annotation, molecular function: zinc ion binding; cobalamin binding; methionine synthase activity. Bases 569 to 4012 code for a protein of 1147 amino acids. The transcript is spliced from 29 exons.
UUACGUUUUCUUAAGAUCGUGGGAUGCAGAAAGACGACUCCUCGCCUUUAGGGAACAGAAGUAUUCAUUACAUUGUUCCCUGUGUGUCACAUAAAGAAGGGACAUGUUUUCACGCCGCACAUAGCAGCCCCCAACUAGGGUCAAACCUCCAGCAAUCUAUUGUAUUAUAGUCUCAUUAUAUGCAACACCAUGUCCAAAUGGUAAAACCUAUUAUUCAAUUUUAUUCUAUUUUAUACUAUUUCUAUUUAUUUAUUUUUUUGGUUGUAAUUACUUGAGCAUUGCUAGAAGAGAGCCUGUGAAUCAAGCAUUUCAUUGCCAGCGACUGCUUAAUUGUUAUUGUUGUGCAUUUGACAAUAAAACAUGUUUAAUCUUGAAUCUUAAUAAACAUGUGCACUGACAACAAACUAGCUGCUGCACAGAUAUCACCCAUGUUUACAUGUUUACUUCGGCAAAUCUGCUAAUGUAACUUUUGAGCCAUCAGAAGUGAACUUGUCACAGAAUGGGUGCCCUGACAAAGCAAAGGUCACCCACCUGCUUUGCAGGCGUUUAAAGAAAAACCAUAGACUUAAUGGGCUCAAAUGAAGGACCUCUAGCACAACUGACAUAUCCCAUGAGAGAAUGCUGGAAUUUUUAUCAUAGUCAAAGCUUGAUAUAUCAUCCAGAAAAAGUGACCUGUCUCAGAAGGGGAGCUAAUGGCGCCUUUGGCGACACAUUUGAUGGGUUAGUAGAAGCCUACACAGAGCAGGUCAGAGGUUUACUAGACGGAGGAGCAGACAUUAUUCUGGUUGAAACUGUCUUCGACACUGCCAAUGCAAAGGCUGCCUUGUUCGCCAUCGACCUGCUGUUUGAAAAGAGCUAUGAAAGAAAACCCAUAUUUAUCUCAGGGACCAUUGUUGACCGAAGUGGAAGAACUUUGUCUGGUCAGACAGGAGAGGCCUUUGUAGUGAGUUUAUCUCAUGCUAAACCACUUUGUAUUGGUCUCAACUGUGCCUUAGGAGCGACAGAGAUGAGACCAUUCAUUGAGGCCAUUGGAAAAAGCACCACAGCUUUCAUUAUCUGUUAUCCCAACGCAGGUCUUCCCAACACAUUCGGAGGGUAUGAUGAAACUCCAGAAGUAACGGCUUCCAGUCUAAAGGAUUUUGCUCGAGAUGGACUAGUAAAUAUUGUUGGAGGCUGCUGUGGGACCACUCCAGGACACAUCAGAGCCAUAUCUGAAGCAGUCAGACACUGCAAGCCAAGAACUCCUGCUACUGACGUUCAUCAAGAGAACUUGGUGCUCUCGGGCUUAGAGCCGUUCAGGAUCGGCCCGUACACCAACUUUGUAAACAUUGGAGAGCGAUGUAACGUGGCUGGGUCUCGCAAGUUUGCGAAGUUGAUCAUGGCUGGAAACUAUGAGGAGGCGCUAAGCAUUGCUAAGACCCAGGUGGAGAUGGGAGCCCAGGUCCUGGAUAUAAACAUGGAUGAGGGGAUGCUGGAGGGCCCAUCAGCCAUGGCCCGAUUUUGUAACUACAUUGCCUCUGAGCCAGACAUAGCACGGGUUCCUCUGUGCAUUGAUUCGUCUAACUUCGCCGUGAUUGAGGCUGGGUUGAAGUGCUGUCAGGGCAAGUGCAUCGUCAACAGUAUCAGUCUGAAGGAAGGAGAGGAGGAGUUUCUCCACAGAGCUGCCACUGUGCAGCGCUACGGGGCUGCUGUGGUGGUCAUGGCCUUCGACGAGGAGGGACAGGCCACAGAUUCAGACCGCAAAGUGGAGAUCUGCAGUCGAGCCUACAAGCUGCUCGUCAGCAAAGUGGGAUUUGACCCCAAUGACAUCAUCUUUGACCCAAACAUCCUGACCAUCGGCACCGGCAUGGAGGAACACAACGAGUAUGCUGUCAACUUCAUCAAGGCUACCAAGCUGAUCAAGAAGACCUUACCGAGAGCCAGGGUGAGUGGAGGUCUCUCCAACCUGUCCUUUUCCUUCAGAGGAAUGGAGGCCAUCAGAGAAGCUAUGCACGGAGCGUUCCUCUACCAUGCCAUCAAGGAUGGUAUGGAUAUGGGUAUAGUGAAUGCUGGAAACCUGCCGGUGUAUGAUGACAUUGAUAAAGAGCUGCUGCUACUUUGUGAAAACCUCAUCUGGAACAGAGACCCUGAGGCCACCGAGAAACUCCUGGCCUACACACAAACCUAUGUGAAAGGAGGGAAGAAGGUGGUUCAGACGGACGAGUGGAGACUAGCAAGUGUGGAGGAGAGGUUGGAGUAUGCUCUUAUCAAGGGAAUAGAGAAGUAUGUAGUGGAGGAUGUGGAGGAGUGUCGCUCUCAGGAUAACCGCUACACUCGACCCCUUCACAUCAUCGAGGGCCCCCUGAUGAACGGCAUGAAGGUGGUGGGAGAUCUCUUUGGAGCUGGGAAAAUGUUCCUGCCACAGGUGAUCAAGUCGGCUCGUGUUAUGAAGAAGGCCGUGGGACAUCUGAUUCCUUUCAUGGAGAAGGAGAGGCAGGAGAUGAUGGCCUUGUCGGGGUCAACUGAGGAGAUCGAUCCCUAUCAGGGAACCAUAGUUCUGGCUACAGUGAAGGGAGACGUCCACGAUAUUGGCAAGAACAUCGUAGGUGUGGUGCUGGGUUGUAACAACUUCAGGGUGAUCGACCUGGGUGUGAUGGUUCCCUGUGAUAAGAUCCUCAGAGAGGCCAUCACAAAGAAAGCAGAUAUCAUUGGGUUGUCCGGUCUCAUCACCCCCUCUCUGGAUGAGAUGAUCUAUGUGGCCAAAGAGAUGGAGAGACUGGGGAUGACGACACCACUGCUGAUUGGUGGAGCCACCACAUCAAAGACGCACACAGCUGUGAAGAUCGCCCCUCGCUACAGUUGUCCUGCUAUCCAUGUUCUGGACGCCUCCAGGAGUGUUGUAGUGUGUUCCCAGUUGCUGGAUGAGACCAUGAAGGAGGAGUACUUUGAUGACCUGAAAGAAGAGUAUGAGGACGUCAGGCAGGACCACUAUGACUCUCUGAAGGAUCGCCGGUAUCUGUCUCUCUCUCAGGCCAGAGACAAGGCGUUGCGUAUAGAGUGGUCCUCUCUCCCCAAACCAGUGUGUCCUCAGUUCCUUGGCACCCGCGUGUUUGAGUGGUACGACCUGAACAGUUUGGUGGACUUUAUCGACUGGAAGCCUUUCUUUGACGUGUGGCAACUGAGAGGAAAAUACCCCAACAGAGGUUACCCCAAGAUCUUCAAUGACAAGACUGUUGGUUCGGAGGCUCGUCGAGUCUUUGACGAAGCCCAGCAGCUGCUCAAUCAGAUGAUUGACAGGAGCAGUCUGAAGGGGCGGGCUUUGGUGGGUUUCUGGCGAGCUCAGAGUGACGGAGACGACAUCAAUGUGUACCAAGAUGAUGUCACGAUUCACAGAGACACCAAACCCAUUGCCAAAUUCCAUGGCUUACGGCAACAGAUGGAGAAGGACAGCUCCAGCUCCGAGCCCUUCUUGUGUGUGUCGGACUUUGUGGCCCCUGUGGACAGCGGUGUAGCAGACUACAUCGGUGUGUUUGCUGUGAGUGUGUUUGGAGCCGAGGAGCUGAGUCAGCAGUUCCAGGCUCAGGGAGACGACUACAACAGCAUCAUGGUCAAAGCUCUGGCUGACCGCCUGGCUGAGGCAUUUGCUGAGGAGCUCCAUGCCCGUGUGCGUAAGGAGCUGUGGGGCUAUUGUGCUGACGAAGCUCUGCAGGCCACGGACCUCCACAGAAUCCGAUACCAGGGCAUCAGACCUGCAGCUGGCUACCCCAGCCAGCCGGACCACACUGAGAAGACCACCAUGUGGAGCCUGGCAGACAUACAGGACAAGAUCGGUAUCGGUCUGACCGAGUCCCUUGCCAUGACGCCUGCUGCCUCUGUGUCAGGACUUUACUUCUCCAACCCUCAGGCCUCAUACUUUGCCGUGGGAAAGAUCACCAAGGAGCAGGUGGUGGACUACGCCAAGAGGAAAGAGAUGAGUGUGGAGGAAGUGGAGAGGUGGCUGUCUCCUAUCCUGGGAUAUGACAGUGCAGUUUAGAUUGUGACCACACCAGCAUCAGCUGGACCACAGAGAGGUCCGAGCAGGGAUCCAGUCCAACGAUUGUAUCUCACACCGGUUCAAACUGUGGCUGCGUACAUUGGCAUUUACUGGCAUGCGUACAGCACAAACACACCAGACUUUAUCAUUUCACACUGUCACUGCAUAUUUCAUGAUGAUCCACAAGCUUUCAUCUGUGCCAACAGGUCAUAACAAACUUAAAGUCCCCUCUAAAUUCAAUUUCCUCUGUUUUAUUGGAGUGGUUCUAUCAGGUUUACUCAUGUAAUGCAAUAGGCUGUUGAAAAUCUCUUAGUUUGACAUAACAUUCACAAAGCUCUGUCUCCACCAGUGCUACACGAUCAAGCUAAAGUGUUUGUCACAGCUAUUUUGCUCAUUUUUGAUAUCAUUAAUAUUUUCUCUCUUAAUCCUCGGCCUGACCUGAUGUCAGUUACACUCAGUGCCACGAUGAGUCCUGACUUCCUGUGAUAUGUUUUAUAUUUAUCUUAAAUGGUUUAACAUGUUAAGACUUUUUUUCUGAGAUGAGAAGAUCUCACUGAGCAUCCACACGCUACUCGGAAGGUCCCAGUUCCAAGAGAUGUGAAGUCGUUCAGUGAUCAUGCGCUUUGAAGUCGGAAUAUUGAAAAAUAUGGAGCCUGUAAACAACAUAAAUCUGACAUACAUUAUUUUAAACAUGCUUGUUAAUCAUAAAAACAUCUGUAUUGACUAAAAAUUGCUAUGCAUAUAUAUAGUUUGUAGUUGACAUUAGAAGCUACUAUUUAAAGCUGAUUGUAAAAUGAUGUUCAUUGGAUUAUAUAUGAUCUUAGCAACUUUCUGAUUAAUUGUUCCGACUUGAGAUGCCGUUCACAUAGAUUUUCCCAUUUGUGAAAUCAUUUUCUAUUUCCUGGCUCCUGCUUCACACUCGACACACUCAGGACUGAUUUCCAUCUUCUCAUCUCACUCAUAGAAAGAAAGUGCACAAACAUGUUUCCUAAAGUGUUAAAUUGUUCCUUUGGAUGCAAAAGGAUUUUAAAGAUAAAUAAUUUAGAUUAAAAUUAGGACAUUUCUAAUCAAAGAAUCCACGAAUCAUACUGUGCCGUUUUUAUACUUGGUGGUACGGACCAUUUCAUUUGUUACUUGAAAAGCAUCGAUAUCAGGAGCUUAAAGUAUAGAUAAAUGUUGCUUUAAAUGUAAGCGGAAAACAAACUGACAGAACAGUUAAUGAAUAUUAUUGAGUUCCCAAAUGUUUCAGAUUUGUAAUUCAGAGAGAAAGUUUACAUGUCUUGGCAUACAUUUUAUUUAUUUCAAGUUUUAAUCUCUUUCUUUUCAUUGUCUUAAGCAAGUUUUUCAUACACUUAAGUACGAGUUUCAUAUCUACAAUAUGGUUGUUAUCGUGUUUUAUCAAUGAUGAUUAAUGGAAUAUCCAUAUCUGUUUAUUCGAGGAUCCUGAAACAUUUCUAUAUGACAAAAUAAAACAAAUCAAGAAUUUGCAUUUCACGUGUCUUAAAAGCCCUGAUGUGCUGCAGCAGAUGGUCUCAUUUUGUGUGAAACUGUUUUACUUUCUUAAAAAAGUAGAUAAAUGGCUACACUAUUGACAUGACAGUAUUAUUUUAUGAAAAAUAAAUCGUUUGAAUGUUA